UCUCUACAAAUUCCGAUUCCUCUCUCUCUCUCUCUCGACGAUCAAAGAAAACAAAAGCUUUGUCCACAUUCUGAACUGAAUCUGCAAGAAGAGAAACAAAACCCCAUCUCCAAGGGAUUGAAACCUACCUUUUGCCUCUGGUAUCCCAUCUGUUGGUUGUUCAUCAAGUUCUGUGGAUUUUCUUAAGAUAUUUCGACGGAAUAGAAAAUCUGAGGACAGAAUGGAGCAAUCAAGAACGCAUUAGUUUAGGUGUUUCAUCCAAAAUGCUAGGUGCAUGGCCAAUUUGAUGACAUAAUAAUUCAGCUCCCUUGAAUAUGCAAUUAACAGAGAUUUCUCUCUUUUGCUUACGGUGCAAGAAAGAGGUAUAUACUUAUUAUUCAACAAUGCUAGAAGAAGAAGUGAAUAGAUGUCAGAUUCAGGAAUGGUACCCGAAAUUCAAAUCCGUCUCCAUAAGAACCUUAAUUCAUGAACUUCCAGAAUCCUUUGUUCAGUACCUUCGUGAUGAUUCUGGGCCCUUCCUUCUUCCUCUUUCCAUCUCAAACGAAGAUGCCUUGCCCAAUAGAAUCCAUAACCCCGAAGAGGAAGAAGAUUUUGUAGUAUCAGAAGGAUCAGGCGAUGAAUCAGAAAAAACUUGUCCACCACCUUCAUUCCCAGAACUUGAAUUCCAGAUCAAGGAAUCAAUUGAGACCCUUGGGGGUGCUGUUUUUCCUAAGCUGAACUGGAGUUCACCUAAAGACUCCGCUUGGAUCAGCUCCACUGGGACCCUCAAGUGCACCUCUUUCAGUGAAAUUGCACUUUUGCUACGAUCUUCCGAUUCACUCGUCCAUGAUCUUCGUCAUGCAUAUGAUUCGUGCAUUGAUAAAACUUCAUCAAGACCCUCAAAUUUCUUCCUAGCCCUUCGAAAGUGGGCCCCCUCUCUCCGGCCAGAGAUGGAAUUUCGUUGCUUUGUGCGCAUUCAUCAACUAGUUGCCAUUUCCCAACGUGAGGUCACGGGGUUUUAUCCAUCUAUUUGUGAGCAGAAAAAUGAGCUAAAAAUGGUGAUUCAGGAGUUUUUUACUGAUGAAGUGAGGCUAAAAUUUGAUUUGGAGAAUUACACCUUUGAUGUUUAUGUUAGAGAGGACGGUCGGGUUAAGCUUUUGGAUUUUAACCCUUGGGGUGCAUUUACGCUUCCACUGUUGUUUACUUGGGAGGAAUUGGGGAAGGAUAGUGAAGAUGGAAAUACAUUAGUGUUUAGGAUGGUAGAGAGUCAGUGUGGUGUAAGGCCAGGACUAAAAACUGCAGUUCCCUAUGAUUAUUUGGAUACAAGUGAAGGGAGUGGUUGGGAUCAGUUCUUGAGGAAUGCCGAGGAAGAGUUGCGGCGACAGACUCUGUCCUCGUCUGAUGGGUGAUUAAGAGCUUUGUUGUCCCUAUUUAUGAGGUUAGUGUGGCCUUUCAUCUUUUGAUGUUAUUUAUCUUUCCUACAAGAUUGUAAUUCUGUUUUAGGCAUUGGUCCAUUGUUCCAAUUGUGCAAGACCCUUCUGUUAGUGUAAUUUUUUAUCGGACUUGUAAGUGCUUGACGUCUAUAUUUAUGAAAAUGCUGUCUUUGCUUUCUUGAUCCAAA
Messenger RNA from Rhododendron vialii, 1600 nucleotides. RefSeq lists its product as uncharacterized. Bases 315 to 1388 code for a protein of 357 amino acids. The transcript is spliced from 3 exons. Gene Ontology annotation, cellular component: cytoplasm. Lineage: Eukaryota; Viridiplantae; Streptophyta; Magnoliopsida; Ericales; Ericaceae. The record is from RefSeq and is a predicted model, not a curated record.